AUCACCAGUCGCUAUGGCGCUGUCUGCGGCACUGUUACGCAACUCUACUCCCGCUAGUUGCUCGCGUCGUUGCCAGCCCACGUUUCCAUGUGUACCGGGCGUUGGAGCGCGUGCGCGGCGGGUCACUUGCGCUGCUACAGCAACUGAGACUAAUAACUAUGUCCUAGCGAACGGUAUCGUAGACUACUAUGAGGUUCUCGGUGUUGAUGACGACGCGCCUGCCGAGGAGAUUAAAAAAGCAUACCGGAGCCUGGCAAAGGAGUGCCACCCCGAUUACCUGGGUGACCGGGGGCACAACAUAUGCAUUUUACUUAACGAGGCAUACCAGGUCCUGUCAGAUCCAGAGCAGCGCCAGAAGUACAAUGCUAAAUUGGAGCAAGCGUUGCUGGACGAAGAUGACAAGUACACGGGGCAAGCAUUGAGCCGCUGGAUGCCAACGGUGAAGCCCGCCAUGGCGAAGAACGAGGACCCGGCUGAACGGCGGGCGGUGUUCGUGGACGAGUUCACGUGCAUUGGCUGCAAGCAGUGCGUCUGGUGCGCGCCAGCCACGUUCCGUAUCGAGCAGGAGCAUGGCCGGUCGCGGGUGUUCGCGCAGUGGCUCGAUACGGAGGAUAACCUGCAGGCGGCGAUCGACGGCUGCCCGGUGAGCUGCAUCCAUUGGGUGGAUCGGGCGGAUCUUCCAGCGCUCGAGUUUGUGAUGCAGCACAGGAUGACCACCCGGGUGAAUGUGGGGGUGAUGAUGGCCGGGCAGGGGGCACAGUUGGACGUGUUUGCGGCGACGGCGUCUUUCCUGAAGGAGCGCCGCCGGAAGGAGGAGGCGCGUGCACGAGCAAACAAGUAUUACAGUCCGCAGCAGGAGGAGGCGCGCAGACGCGCUGCGCAGGAGCUGGCCAAGCAGCACCUGGGGUUCUUUGCGCAGUUCACCAGCGCCUUCGAGACCGCCUUCGCGGGCAUGAACCAGGUGGUGUCCACUGGCCAGGACACGGAGGAACUCAAGCAGGUGGGUCGCCGUAAGCGGUCCCAGCGGGCUCGUUGGGACUGGCUGGAGCAGCAGCGGGCUCGGGGCGGCUGGAUGGUACCUCCGGAGCGAGCUCUGGUUCCCAUCAGCGUGUAUGCCGAGUCCCUAACGGAGUGA
Molecule: messenger RNA, 1135 nt
Organism: Volvox carteri f. nagariensis
Lineage: Eukaryota; Viridiplantae; Chlorophyta; Chlorophyceae; Chlamydomonadales; Volvocaceae
Gene: dnj40
Product: molecular chaperone
Exons: 11
Coding region: 14-1135 (373 amino acids)
Source: RefSeq, a predicted model, not a curated record